AUGAAUACACCAACCUGCAUCAAUGGACCGAAUACACAUCUCGAAAAUGAACUAAUCGAGAGGACCAUCGAAGAACUGGUCAAGUUGAAAAAUGAGGGCAAGAUCAAGUACAUCGGUAUCUCGGAAUGUUCCUCUCAGUCACUGAGCAGGGCAUACGCAGUUCACCCGAUUCACGCAGUGCAGGUUGAGCAUAACCCAUGGACUCUGGAUAUUGAGGGAGCUCCCGGAGCUCACCUUCCGCAAACUGCGCGUGAGCUAGGUGUCGCCAUUGUAGCGUACUCUCCGCUUAGACGUAGCAUAAUGACAGGAAAGUACACGUCGAUAGAUGAUUUUGACAAAGAUGAUUUUCGUCGUCUGAUCCCGCGGUAUCAAGGCGAUAAUUUCGCCAAGAAUCUGACGCUCGUUGACGACUUCCAGAGGAUAGCGAUGGAGAAGGGAAUCACGCCAGGUCAGCUGGCUCUAAACGAAUAA
Fusarium redolens is the source of this 471-nucleotide messenger RNA. RefSeq names its product NADP-dependent oxidoreductase domain-containing protein. NCBI's taxonomy places the organism in Eukaryota, Fungi, Ascomycota, Sordariomycetes, Hypocreales, Nectriaceae. Bases 1 to 471 code for a protein of 156 amino acids. The record is from RefSeq and is a predicted model, not a curated record. Gene Ontology annotation, cellular component: cytoplasm. The transcript has 3 exons.